AUGACCUUCUAUAGCAGCGUGGUGGGGGUCCUGAAUAUACAUGCGCCUAUGGUUACUAAGCGUAUUCUAAAGCGUUCUAUUCCGUGGAUCUCGUCUGAUCUGCGAAGAAGAAUUAAAGAGCGUGAUAAACUGUUUACACGUGCCAAGCGGACAAGUAAUCCAAUGCUUUUAGAACAAUAUAAGAAUUUGCGUCGUGAUAUUAAGCAGGACAUUAAGUCAGCUAAAAAUCGUUACCUGGGUGACUUAGUGCUUCAACAAUCGAGUCCAAAUAAAAUGUGGUCAUGCUUGCGUAGAUGUGGCCUCGUGGGCGGUGUGUCAUUAUCUGCUCUUCAUCAUUUUGCUCCAUCUACCCUAAAUCGCCAUUAUGUCUCCAUAUCAUCGUCUCAUCCGCUCUGUGACCAUAUCACAUUCAGCUCCAUCCUAUCACGGCCUAUUCCGAAUGGCCUGCAAUCUUUCACCUUUUCCCCCAUUAGUCACCUUGAAGUUCUCAGCAGCCUUAAUUCCAUUCUUAAGAAGUUUCGUGGCCUCAGCCCAGAUCAGCUUCCUCUAGCACAUUUGAAGCAAUUAUUCUCAGUUAUUGUGCCAUAUUUAGUAACUCUUUUUAAUCAGUCCCUCUCUCUUGGUGUUUUUCCUUCCGCUUGGAAAUCCUCAUUCAUCAUUCCUCUCAAGAAAAAUCCCAGUCCCUCUAAUCCAUCUGACACUCGAACAAUAGCUAAUCCACCUCAUCUGUCCAAAGUUAUUGAUUCCUUAGUUACGCAUCAAAUCGUUGCAUUCCAUGAAGCCAACAAGUUGCUUCAUCCUAAGCAGUGUGGGUUUCGCAGAUAUCACAGCACUCAAACAGCACUACUGUACCUCCUUGAUGACAUCCGAAUGGGUGUUGAUAGAGGCUAUGUUACUAUAUUGGUCUUAUUUGAUUUCUCAAAAGCCUUUGAUAGUCUGUCUCACUCAGUUAUCUUGACGUGUUUACGAGACAUAGGCUUCGAGGAUUUGGCACUUUGGAUGCGCUCGUUUCUAUCAGGUCGGUCCCAGUCCAUAAUUGGACUAGAUGGACAACCAUGUCAACCUGAGUUUACUACGUCAGGUGUCCCGCAGGGUACUAGUUUAGGACCUAUUCUUUUUAUUAUCGUUAUUAAUACUCUUUUCUCGAAACUCCAGUAUUGUCGGGACACUACCAUCAUUUUUACGGAUGACACUCAAUUAUAUCUAUCGACUCCUAUAAGCCGCAUCAAUGAUACCGUGCAACUAAUUAAUAGUGACACAGCUGAAUUGCUCAAAUGGACCCAUGAUUAUGGGCUCACAUUAAACGCCCGUAAAACAAAGGCAAUCAUUCUUGGAUCUACACAAAACUUGGCAUCUUUCAAUGGUCUACUGCUUCCACCAAUCAUUGUUGGGACUGAGGUAAUACCCUAUUCUGAUCAUGUCAUGAACCUUGGUGUAAUAAUUUCGUCUGACCUCUCAUGGAAUUGA
Molecule: messenger RNA, 1467 nt
Organism: Cyphomyrmex costatus
Lineage: Eukaryota; Metazoa; Arthropoda; Insecta; Hymenoptera; Formicidae
Product: RNA-directed DNA polymerase from mobile element jockey-like
Exons: 1
Coding region: 1-1467 (488 amino acids)
Source: RefSeq, a predicted model, not a curated record